AUGGCACCAAAGAAACCAACCAAUCCACCAUCAAAACCCUCCCCCCCAAAAACACUCACAUCGCUACCACCCGACCUUAUAGUCCGCAUCUUCACAUACGUGCCAGUCCCAGACCUUGCAAAAGUAGCUCGUACAUCUCGACGCCUCAAAAUAAUCGCAUACGCUGAUGGCGUCUAUGAGCCGAAACUACGAUACUUGGGGAUACCCGCUCCAGCAAACUCGGACGAAAACUUGCAUGCCAGUGAAACCGAUUCACAUAUAUCUGUUAAAUUGAAGCAGCUGCCGGGUGGACAUAUGCUUGCUAGUGGAGCUGCAUAUCUGGAGACGGGGACGCUGUGGGGUGGGUUUGAUCCUACGCCGCCUGGGAGUGGGAGGAAUAGUGUUGGGGGCGUGAAUCCGAUGGCGCCUGGUGUUGCUGUUCAGGAUGUGGAGCCUAGUUUAAUCAGUCAGGACACUCUCGACCCAUUCGCACCACAAACACAACCAAACAUAUAUCAACAGCUCAAUUCAAAUGGCAUGCUUGCACCACCCAAGAAAUCAACACUGACGAUAGGUGCUGGUGGUUUACGUGGCGCCGUAGUAUCAGGAUCCGUCUCAAACAGCAGCAUAGGUAUCGCAUCAACGCGAAGUCCCUCCGGAAAAGUAGUUCGACAAAGCAGCGGUCUCCCUCAACGUGCCGCUCGAGAUGCCUUCAAACGUAUAUACGCAGAACUAUCGCCAUAUUACGUCGAUUUCCGUAAACGGGGUAAAGAUUCACGAGUAUUUCGAGAUUUCAAAGACCUGAUUGAAAUAGCAACAGUAUUACGCCGCUUGAAACUAUUCGGAAAUGCUAAAUUCAUUACAGAUUACGAAGAUAUUAAUUUCGCUCUGGAUACGACGAUGGAAUGGUUCGAGUCUAUGAUACUGGCACAGUUUGACAGAGCAUAUGAUAAAGAAGAUAUUGAAGAGAUGAGGAGGAAUGCUGUUGCUGCGUAUCAGUUGAAUGGUGGAGCAGCAUGUGUACAGUUAUUUAUCUCUAAAAACCCGAUAUUCUUUGAUCAUACCUUCAACCCAUCGCUCGUCGCAACAAAGCUACCACCACCGACAAGCAGCGAUGAUCACCGUGGAUAUGCCCUCGCAGACGACUUUGCUAAAUUCAUGGACCACAUGCUCACAAACUGUCGUAAACAGGCAACCAUAGUGUUCCAGGUAUUCCUGCCAGACAUGCAUGCAAUGACGCUAUUCGUAAACAAGGUCUUUGAAGACUCGAUUGCUGAAUAUCUGUCUGCUGUGCUUGAAGCUGCCCGUACUGGAGGAGACAUGACUGUGUAUCUGCAUACGUUGGCAACUGCUGUGUAUUGCUGUACCCAGUUCCUGGAUUUUAUUAGCAGUGUGCCGAAUGUGCCUGUUGAGGCUGAUCGUGUCGCGGUUGCUAUCACGGGUGUGUUUAGGCCGUAUACGGAUGCGUAUUUGAUGCAGGAGUUGGAUCAUAUGCAGAGGGUUUUCGCUGCAGAGUUGAGCAAAUUCAAUAAGAGGAAACGUAACAGUGGAGAAGUCCUAAACACUCCACCCCAACAACGCAAAAACCGACGCUUCCAAGGUGACGAACGAGAAAAACAUAAACGUCAAGUCCUCUCCACGGUCCGUACCGUCCUCUUUGCUCCAAUCGCCCUAGGCAAAACCCUCACACUCACCGGCAACAAUCGAGUCAAACCACAAGAACAGGGUCUCCUUGGCGACGACGAUGAAAUAUCGUCUCCCAUAGAAGAUACUAUGAAACUGCCAUUCUCGUCAAAGGAAGCAGCUACAUAUGAUCUAGAUGAUGAUAGUUUGAAUGCGUUGAUUUCGUUGGAGUUGUGUUUGAAUCUGAUGCAUACGAAUAAGGAGGCGCUUGGAAGGUGUCUUGUUAUUACGAAUGCGUGUAUGAAGGAUAAGAUGAUCAAGAAUGUAGAAAAGAUAUUCUGUUCCUUGAUAGAUAUUGUUAGUGAGAAACAUUUACGACCUGCACUUGACAAUGCUGUAUCACGAUUAGGCAUGCCACUAGGCUCAACGGGUGAUUUGGCAGCUCCAGUAGAAGACAAUAUGGACUCCAUUCAAUUCUUUGAGUUGAUUCAUAUCGCUGAUUUGGUACAGCAGAUGAUUGAUGUGUACUAUCAGGAAGAUGUGAAACCAUGGAUUGACGAAUCCGAUUUUCUAUCCGACGUAGCAGUAGACAAGAAAACAUUCGAACGACUCCUUGACGACAAAGUAGCUCAAGGAAUGGAUAAAGCUAUACAAAUCCUGGUCGCACAAGUUGAAGCCAUCCUUGUUGGAGAACAGAAGCCGAAGGAUUUCAAUCCGACUGAUAAAGCUGCUGUUAUUGAUGUUAAGGAAACCGUUGCUUGUGGAAAGGUGUUGGCUUGUCUUGUCACGAACUUGAAGCAGUUGUCUGCUGUUACGGAUAAGAAUACGUUGGAGGUGUUUUAUGGGGAGAUUGGGAUUAGGUUGUUUAAUGUGCUCAUCAAGAACAUCAAGAGGCAGCAGAUCAGUCAGACCGGCGCAAUGCAGCUCAUUUUUGAUUUGAACAAAUACUACAGCUGGGCAUCAUCACUACACGUCCCACACGUCACCAAGCUCUUCGUCGUACUCAAAGAAGUUGGAAAUCUCUUCUUGGCAGAAGGUGGACAAGACUUGAAAACUCUCAUACAUGAUCAACACGUAUAUGGAUCUGCGCUCAAGAUUGAAGAGAUUUAUGAGCUUUUGCAAAGUCGAACGGACUAUAAAAAGAUUCAAAAGUAUGUUGAGAGUAAGGAGUGUUGUAUUCAGUGA
This is a messenger RNA of Synchytrium microbalum, 2787 nucleotides long. RefSeq lists its product as uncharacterized. Gene Ontology annotation, cellular component: exocyst; cytoplasm. Bases 1 to 2787 code for a protein of 928 amino acids. Gene Ontology annotation, biological process: Golgi to plasma membrane transport; exocytosis. Gene Ontology annotation, molecular function: protein binding. The transcript is spliced from 8 exons. NCBI's taxonomy places the organism in Eukaryota, Fungi, Chytridiomycota, Chytridiomycetes, Synchytriales, Synchytriaceae. The record is from RefSeq and is a predicted model, not a curated record.